AUGGUAUCUGUGCUCCAAAAUGUCAAGGCAACAAUGGCCUGGCGGAAACACCAGCUCCUAGCUGACUUCGAUGAGAAUGAGAGCCCUGUAGCUGACAAAUUCAAGACAAGGGUUUCUUUGAGUUCUCUCAAUACCAUCCGCAUGUCUCUAAGGAAGCGAGUACCAUUAAAGCAAGUAGAGCUGAAUCUUCAUAAGACCCCAACUUGGGAAAGUCUGGAAGCAAGACAGAAGUGCCAAACUCUUCAGAGUAUUAAAAGAUCAGCAAAAAAUGCUUUUGGAACAGUGUCCCAGAAAAUACAGAAGUCUUGCCAAAGCCCAGUACAUUCGGUGGUGACCUUUCCAGCUGAACCCAUGAGCAGAAGCUGUGCAACCAGUUCUACUAAGAAAAGAAGCACUACACCUCCAACCCCUUGCCAUAAGAAGAGUGUUACUUCAGCAGCCAGUUCCACAGGCAUCCCAAGAUCCAGCAAAAGAGCUUUGCUUGGGCCAACAACGGUGUCAGAACAUAGAGAAUGGAGGGGCUUCUCAUCCUGGCUUGGUAAAGAUGCUGUCUCUCUCCGGAGAUCAAGAAGAGCAGCAGCACUGAAGAGCCCUUACUCGUCACCUGCUCCUGCCAGCAGAAAGAUCGAGUUUGACUGUGAGUUGGAGCUGGUCUCCUCAGGGAUUUGCCAAUUGAAGCAUAUCUCCCAGGCAUUUGAUGAUGCCACUGUGAAAGAGGAGAGGCAACAUGCAAUAUCAAACUACUACUAUCUCAUGGCACAAAACUUACAGUCUGCACGUCGAUCUCAGAAACUUUCUCAAGCUAUCAGAAGGCAAGCAAAGAAACUCCAUCAAGCACUUGGUACCUAG
Messenger RNA from Cariama cristata (Red-legged seriema), 849 nucleotides. It is a transcript of the gene PIMREG, whose product is annotated as family with sequence similarity 64, member A. The transcript is spliced from 4 exons. The record is from RefSeq and is a predicted model, not a curated record. NCBI's taxonomy places the organism in Eukaryota, Metazoa, Chordata, Aves, Cariamiformes, Cariamidae. The coding region runs from base 1 to 849 and encodes 282 amino acids.